Cryphonectria parasitica EP155 is the source of this 2045-nucleotide messenger RNA. Its product is annotated as acetyl-CoA synthetase-like protein. NCBI's taxonomy places the organism in Eukaryota, Fungi, Ascomycota, Sordariomycetes, Diaporthales, Cryphonectriaceae. The record is from RefSeq and is a predicted model, not a curated record. The transcript has 4 exons. The coding region runs from base 1 to 1794 and encodes 597 amino acids.
AUGUGGAAAGAUGGUAAAGAUUUCCCUGCAGACUGUGGUCGAAGGUUACUUCCAGCCUACAUCGACCAGAGAGCACGGGAGGAGCCGAAUAGCCCGUGGUGCUCUCUUCCCAUAGACGACUAUGAUCUGUCCAAGGGUUUCGAAGAUAUAUCUAUCGGCCGCUUUGCAAAUGCAAUCAACAAGCUGGCAUGGUUCAUCGACUCGACUAUUGGGAAGUCGACCUCUUUCGAGACCGUGGCGUACCUCGGCGUGGCAGACAUCCGCUACCACAUGAUCCAGAUGGCAGUCUGUAAAACAGGGCACAAGGUGUUGUUUUCGUCGCAGGUGAAUAGCAAGGCAGUCCACCUCUCCUUGAUGGAGCAGACUGACUGCAAAGCAUUUCUUUCGGCGCUUGGAGUCCAUGUCCGCGACAUCCUGGCGGACAGACCGAUGAAGCACGCCGUCAUUCCUGAAUUGGACGAUCUCCUGGACGCCGAUGAGGUGCCUCACUGGCCUUACACCAAGACGUACGAAGAAGCCGAACACGACCCAUAUGUGGUCCUACAUACGAGUGGAACGACAGGAGACCCGAAACCCAUCGUGUGGAAUCACAGAUUCAUGGCGACGCAAGAUCGUCAGUUGCUGCUUGAUGAUGUCCAGGGAAGAAAACAUUGUCUACUACUGACACAUCCUGGCGAGGGCGUAAGGUAUCUGCUCAAUACAUCGCCUGCACAUGCCAUCUCUGCUGGCUUUAUGAUGUGUCUUUCUGUUUUCGGCAGAGCAAUAGUCAUUCCAGGCUUCAGGCACCAUGGCGUGAGCCCGAGCGACCUUUGCCAGAUCCUCCCGCAGGCCAAAGUUACGAAGGGAAUAAUGACGCCAUGGAUGAUGGAAGAUCUUUCUCGCCGGCCCGACGCUGGAGACUUCAUCAGGCCUUUUGAACACGUCUGUUUUGGUGGUGCCGUGCUUUCAAAGUUCGCCGCGAGCGUAUGGGCAAAACACACGAAAAUACAGAAUGCUUGGGGCGCGACUGAGUCGCUGUUCGCGCCACAACUCGAGGCCGAUAACGAAGACUUUGAAUACAACUACUUUGAUGUGUUCACAGAGGGCUACGAAUUCCGCCAUGUCGAAAACGCUGACUACGUCUCAGAAGAAGGUCUCGCGCAGGAGCUGUACGAAUUUGUCAUGGUGAUUACAGAAAAGUCGGCGCCCAUCGCAAGCUGGCACGCCCGACAAGACAUCGAUCCCUCCACCAGCUCGCCGCCGUAUCCAGAGUGGCGGACGGGCGAUCUUUGGACACCCCAUCCAGAUCCAGCCAAGGCCAAGUUCGCCUGGAAGUUUGUGUGCCGUAAGGACGACCUCAUCUCCUUCUCUACGGGCGUCAAUGGGCACCCAGGCCCCAUCGAGCGGUCCAUCAUCAGCCAUCCCAAAGCCCGCGCCGCGAUCCUCGUUGGCGCCAUGCACCAACAGCCCCUCGCGCUGAUCGAGCUCACCGAGGGCGUUCCAGUAUCACGAGACCUGGCUGUCGACAUCUGGAACCAGGCAAUCCAGCCCGCCAACGAAAAGGCACAGAUGCAUAUCCGCGUGGCCAAGACGCAUGUCCUGCUGGUUCCAGCUGGCGAGUUCGUUCGGACCGCGAAAGGGAGCACCGUCCGCAAGCUUACCGAGGCCAAGUUCAAGGAGGCAAUCGACGAGGUCUACGAGAGGUUUGGGGAUAAGUGGCAGGAUGCCAAGGAUCGCUACGGCUCCAUCUCGCAGGAGACGUCCAUUACCGUUGAGAUCUCGACCGACGGAGAGGCGACCGAGAAGGGAGCGUAAGCGAAAUUCUCUCGCAGAUCACGACCUGAACGCCCCACGUGCUGCGAGUCUGCCGCUCAUAUUGAGAUCUAAUAUGCGUCUUGUCGUGGAGAGAGUUAGUCAGCAAUGUUAGUUGCUGUCACUCUCGAGGUCUCCUUACUUCGGUGAAAAAAUAAACAUAUACCCUCUCGUUCUUUAUUGGCAUCUUCCUGUAUUGCUCCCGCUCUUUAAUGUUGAUAUUGCGACAAUGGGUCUAUCAGACGAUGCCACAG